Messenger RNA from Phialemonium atrogriseum, 6262 nucleotides. RefSeq names its product peptidase family C50-domain-containing protein. The transcript is spliced from 3 exons. Gene Ontology annotation, molecular function: protein binding; cysteine-type endopeptidase activity. Gene Ontology annotation, biological process: meiotic chromosome separation; proteolysis. Lineage: Eukaryota; Fungi; Ascomycota; Sordariomycetes; Cephalothecales; Cephalothecaceae. The record is from RefSeq and is a predicted model, not a curated record. The annotation marks the transcript as partial. Gene Ontology annotation, cellular component: nucleus; mitotic spindle; cytoplasm.
CGGCGCCGGAAGGCAGGAAAAUGAGACGUCGGAGGGCCAGUCGACUCAUAUUGAGGGCGGACAUAAAAUCUCGAAGCGGAGGUUGACUUGGAAAUUUCACGCGACGUUCUAUGGCAAGACCAAAGAAAGGUUGUUAGGGUCCCUGCAUGCGUCCCGGGCAGCGGCAAUCGGCAGUUCGGCAGCAAAUUUCCCGUGUUGCUCGGCCAACACCACUAGCUCACCCGAAUGCAACCUCGAGUCAAUACUGGCUGGGGGGAGGCUUCCUUCUGUGCAAGCACUGACAGCUAAAGUUCCUGUGCAUCGCGUCAUUGGACCUCAUCCUUUGCUUUCUCACUCAUACCCUGGAUCGUCUUUCCUUUUGGAUAAUGCCCCAGACUUGGCAAUGAUAUGAUUAGGAAUCAAUCCCUUACACUCACUCUUAGAUGGCUUCAAUACAGGCACAGGUUGACGCUGUCAAAACCGCGGUUUCGAACAUCUCCACCUGUUCUCCAACAACAAUCGUAACCCUCAAAGCCUUGCUUCUCCCAAAAGAUGGCUCCCAGGUUGGGGGUUCGUCGUCUGAUGUCCGAGCCCCCAAGACCGCGAGGUCUGGAAAAUCGACCACCAACGGAGCCUCAAAAGGGGCAUCGAAGAGGUCGAGUCCUGCCGACGCCGGAGAGCUGUCGGUAAAGGAGAAGGGAUCUCUAGCUACACAGAUUGUCAAUGCAACUCUCAGGGCUUUGACAGAGGCUGCGAAGCCGGUGCCCCCAACUCCUUCGAAACGACAGCCCGAGGCAGAACUGGUGAAGACGGCAACGCGCAAUGCUCUCCGACGGUCGAACUCAGCACCCAUGACUCCUCUGCAGCCACGUUCCAUCAACCGCGUCUCUACCUCACCCGUAGCUACCAAGUCUACUCGACCCUCCACUGCCUCGAACAACUCGAUCAACCUCCUGUCCGCCAUCGAAUGCGCCCGGGUGGCUUUAUCCGCGCUAAGAACAUUGCAGAGCUCGGGGAAGGUUGCUAUGCCGGACCUACAGUUGGAAGCAGCCAUGUCUUCAUUCAUCGGGAAGUUGAUCGGGCUCGGGCUCCACGAGCAAGCCGUGAAGGAGCUACGGGUCUUGAAGCUUCGGUUGGAGGGAAACGCAAUGGUAGAUGCAAAGAGGCGGCAGAAUACGGCGGGCUCAGAGACCAAAAAACAAGCCCAGGGGCUUGCAGAGAUGCUUGACUUCCGUGAAGCCAAGCCAUCGGACCCGGCCUUCUCGCUGGCUAUCGCGACUCAAAUCCACGCGCUCAGGAUCCUGUCUGCGAUGAAGAAGCCAGCACACAUCGAGGCUGCGGCGCCGAUACUACGAGAGGGCCACCCCUCAUCCCUAGUCAGCCACUUGCUAUCCCUAGCAGGAGGGAGCAGCGCCGACACUGCCAAGGUCGCUCGCCAGCUGGAGACUGUCUCGCAGAUUCUCCUGUCGUUAACCCCGGGUGUUUCCAGCAAAGACGAUGGUAUUGCAACAGAUCCAAGGCUCAGCAUCUCACCGACGACAGCUCUCGAGCUUCAGACCCUUGGGUUGGAGUCUAGGCUCCAUUGGUGGAAGAUGGCCGGUCACCAGGGCGACGUCGACAGGGACAUUUACUCACCUCUGUCAAAGUGUCUCGUUGCUUACACCAGGCGGCUGAACAAUGCGCGAUCCACAUAUGCCCUGUGUCAGAAAUCGUUCGACCGGAUCUACGAGCACGUUCAGAUCCAAGGCUUGCGCUCUUCGACAAGCUCGAAAUCCCCACUGGCAGCAACCUACCAAUUGCUUACUUCCGUCGCUCGGGAAUCUGGGAUGCUCGACGACGCGGUCUGGUGGGCAACUAAGCUGUGCAAUCUUCUGGACAUGAGCGUGGAAUCGGCAGGGAAAUACUGCUCCAUUGCUGCACAGCUGCUCGCACUCCAGCUCAAAUACAACCCCGCUGUUUACCUCCAGAGUGAGGAUCUUGUCGCCCAAGUGCUCGCUGGCGUCCAGGGGCCAUUGCGUGGAGACAGUUCUGAACUCGACGAGCUCCUGGCGAACGUCGGCUCUCUGCGACGGGCCAUAAUAGCGAUAAUACUCGGUCAUACCAAGGACGACAAGGGCGUGGUUGUCCAACCGCCACAGAAAACCAAGGAGCCACUCGAGGCAUUCAUUUUACAGUGUCCUCGGUUUUGCUUGAGGUGGCUCGGCAAGCCUCCUGAUCCGAAAAGCAGCACCAAAGACUACCUCCGAUAUGAGCAAAGACGACAGCUCCUCUCACAGUCCAUACAUCAUACCCUCGAUUCCACCUUUCUCCUGGCCAAGACACAGCUAGACGACCAACGCCUAGCUUGGGAGCCCCUGGAGACCAUCUUGAACGACAGCCUGACCCUGCUGGGUUAUCUGGGAGAAAUCCAUACGCCCGACGACGCGACGACAUACUAUGUCAAAAUCUCACACUUCUAUUAUAUGAAGUAUAAUUCCCUUCGACAGCAAUCUACGGAUCCCAACGACGCGGAACCUCUGCGGGCUCUCCGCCGGUCGGUUGAGUGCGUCAAGGACCGUCCAAGGAAGGAAAAGGAAAAGGCACAGCUUCUGAUGAAACUCGAGAGAAUGGCCGAGCUCUACAAGAAUUUGGGAAGGGUCGACGAGGCCCUGGGAGCUCUCCAAAGCAUCAGGACAAGCCUGGUUGAUGACGGCGUCCUAGAAGCCGUUGCUCGGGCAUUCGAGACACAACCGCCGCAUGUUGCUUGGAGCUUGGACAGCGACGCAGACAUGCUCUCCAGGACUUUGACCUCGAUUGCAAAGACGGAGCGGAUCUGGAUCAACUGGGCAGUCGACAUGCCCGACGCCGAGCAAGCUGCUGUGUUGGAAAACCGCCUGUGGUUCGUUCUGCUCGGGAGUGGGAAGAAGUACCAGACCCUGACCCUCGAUGAUCCUACUGUGGACGCUCUGUUGCGCAUCUAUAACCCGACAAAAUUUCCGAUACGGAGACUGCGAACCCUAUUACGCCUUCUUUGCUCAUCGGUGGGCCAAGUUAACUUGGUAUCAGACAUCCGGUCGAUCACUGCGGACGCUGUACAACUAGACGAGCAUGAUGGCCUCGGUGACGAUUGCUCCCUGGCGAGGUAUCUUGCCCACAUGAAAGCGCUCUAUUCGUCCAUCACCGGCCUCAUUGAUGGCUAUCCCGACCUUCCGUCUCUCCGACAAACCAUCUCCGUCUGGAGGUCAAUGCUCGAGGGCAGUGGAACUAGAGAGGGUCUGGAGGGUUGUAUCGACGAUGUCUCGGAGCUGCUCAUCCAUCUCCAAUCCGUCACGGACUUUCUGCGGAUGAAAGGUCACGACGAGCUGCUAGCCGUUGUUCUAGGGCUGUCCGCCGAUAUCUCUAGAGUCGUUGACGGCCCGAGGCCGGAAGACUUCCUCGACAGUCACACGAAUUUGGCCUUGCAAUAUGCCAACGUUGGCCAGACUGGCGAGGCUGAGCGUAUAUUGCGGCUGGCGGAAGCGUUCAGCGCCAGACAGGAACAUAUCACCCCCGAGGCCGCUGCUGGUUUCCAUCUUGCUGUAACGGAGUACCUUCUUGCCAUCGGUAACCAUACAAAAGCGAAUGAUCAUCUGUCUCUGGCAAAGGCAGCUUUCGCUGCCAAUUCAUCAGUCCAGAAGGCCUCGAAAUACCGCAAGAGAGUCCUCUUUGCUAACGCCUCCUACUUGUAUUCCCUCAUCGCCCUCGAGCGCGGCGACUCCCAUCAUGCUCUAGUAUAUUGCAGAGAGAGCGUUCGCAUUGCUUUCCAGGAAUGGAGUCGCAUAGAGACUCAAUUUCAGGGGGGGUUGGAUUCGAAGCAGCCAUCUGCAGAUAAUUCCGCCCUCACCACAUCAGUAAUGGACCACAAAGACACCGGCACAAUGCCUCUCGGGCCCGAGUCCUGGAAGGUGUUCCGAGAACUUCUACGAAAUAUUUCCUGGCUCUCGGCAAUAUAUGACCACCUCGGCAUGUUCCAGGAGACGCUCUAUUACGCAGAACAGGUGGAGAAGCUGGCCCGGAAAGCAAACUCGGAGUUCCACCUGAUACAGUGUGUAACUUGGAUGGCGUCGGUGCAUUUGAAGGCCGGAAACCUGGAGAAGUCGCUCGAGUUUGCGAGCGAAGCCCGAAGCCUCAUCCGAGCCGACGGUCAGUCUUGCCACAUCGCAAACCUGGCAUGUCAGAUCGGCUCCGUCUAUCACCGACUCGGGGAGUCCAAAAUCGAGGCUGAAAUGUUCGGGAGGGCGGAAUCUGCCUUGGCGGCUCUGGGUCCCAAGCAAGCCAGUUCUGUUGUUGACGAGGCGUCCACGGGUCUCGAGUUGAAGAUGGCAAAGCUGGAGAUCAAGGAGAAACCGGCCAGGAGGACAAGGGCGGCAACGGCUAGCACGCGCCGCAAGGCACCAUCCGCUACAACGCUCACGAAGCCGAGGCCAAAGGCGAAGCCAGCAGCUACAUCCGAAGCAGUCCCACCGGCUGCUGAUGCGUGUCUUGGCAACAUUCGAGCAUCUCUUCUCGUCCAGAAGGCCGUGUCGUUGCUCACCAAGAGGGAAUGGGCCGCGGCGACAACUAUCCUCCGGGAGGUCAAGGAACUUGCGAGUCUGUCUAUCAAUAUCUCAAAUGGGCAUCUAACCAUGGCCGCCUGUCUCCUUGGACAGAGUCUUGAAGACAUGGCACACGAUUCUGUCUUUUCUGUCGUCCACGACUCGACACUCUCGUUCCCUACGGUCCUUGGAAACGGAAGCGACAAAGCCGUGGUAGAUCGGUUAUCGUUGACUAAACACUCUCCUCCGGCGAAGACCCGGAGUACUGCUGCAACUAAUCGCAGAGAGGCCUCAAAGGAAGCCGUAUCCCAGCGCUACAUGGAGAGCCUGAGGGAGGCACAUGAAUGUCUCAUAGAAGCCCACGCGACCGCGGCAGUGUCGGGUGAUUCGAGUUUGCUCCACCGCAUUUCGACGAUGCUACAGAAUGUGACCCUCCUGCUGUCGACAAUCUCGGCAAAAUCGAAAACGGCCGGCCAGGUCGGACACGCGACGUCCUCGACGGAGCUUGCGCGCAACCUCACAUGGAGGCGCGAACGGAAGGCCGUCGUGCAGGAGAAGACGGCGGCCAAGCCCGAUGGCACCGAGUGGCCCGUCCUGCUCUCGUCGUCGGAUCCGAGGCGCUCUAGCCUGGGCUUCUCGCUCGAUCACAACAAGUUCCAGAGAGACUACGUCGAGAUCAUCCCCAAGGCCUGGACGGCGAUCUCCAUCACCCUCGGCGAGAACAAGCACGAUCUAUGCAUCACCAAACUGCAGGCGGGCCACAGCCCAUUCGUCAUCCGGCUCCCCCUGGAGCGGGCCAGCUCCCGCGAUGCCGACAGCGAGGUCUUCAACUUCCAACAGGGUCGAUCCGAGCUCCUAGAGAUCAUCAAGCUGGCCAAUACAACCUGCCACGACGCGAGGGAUAUGACUGUCAAAGGGGCGAAGAAGGCAUGGUGGGAGGACAGAGAGGCGCUCGACCAGCGACUCAAGGGACUCCUGGAGCUCAUUGAGCGGGACUGGCUUGGCGGCUUCAGGGGCAUCUUCUCCCAGCAUCGGCGGCGCGCGGACCUCCUGGGGCGGUUCCAAAAGAGCUUCCAAAACGUCCUGGACAAGCAUCUCCCGUCGCGGCGACAGGUCCGCGGGAAGAAGACAAAGGCAGCAUCGUCGACGUCGAAGGUGACGCUCGACCCGCGAAUCCUGGAGCUGUUCGUCGGGCUGGGCGACGCCACGGAGGAGGGCUGCGACUUUGACGACGAGCUGACGGACCUCCUGUACUUCGUCGUCGACAUCCUGCAGUUCCACGGCGAGCGCAACGCCUACGACGAGAUUGACUUCGACGUCAUGGUCGUGGAGACGUUUGACGCCCUGCGCGCCUACCACUCGGCGGCCAAGGGGGGCGACGGCGACGCCGAGGACGGGGCCCACACCAUCCUGGUCCUGGACAAGGCCCUCCACGCCUUCCCCUGGGAAUCGCUCCCUUGCAUGCAGGGCCUCGCCGUCUCUCGGACCCCCUCUCUCGCCUGCCUCCGGCGUCUAAUCCUGGAGCAGCGAGCCCCGGCCUCCUCCUCCACGACUUCGACACCCAGCGAGCAGCAGCAGCAGCAGCAACCGCCUGCCGACAUCCCCAGUGGCCACCACGUGUCCGCCACCUCGGGUGCGUACAUCCUCAACCCGUCGCCGGCGAGUACGAGGCCCACGGCGCCGUGUGGAACUACAUGCUCGCCGGGUGCCCCGCCGUCGCGGGCACGCUG